UAUUCUCUCCCGGCUUUCUCUCUCUUCAUAAACAGCAGGCUGCCAUUAACACGCUGGUUGCAUUUUCCCUUCCAGUUCACGCCAAACGUCUGCUCUCUCUCCCUCUCUCUCUCUCUGUGUUUGGAUUCGGAUUGGAGAGAGAGAAAUCCUAGCAAACCGUUGGUUUCAUUCAGCUAUAUUCUCUGCAACGUUUUGCUUUCUGCCUGUGUUUUUGGAGUAAUGGAGGAGCCGCUGAUAUCUCUGAAUCUGAAGAUGAAGAAGAAGAAGAAGCUUUUUCACUUCUGUGUGUUGGCUGUCGUCGUGCUAAUCCUUCCUGUGGCUUCGCCACUUAGUGAUGAAGGCAAGGCAUUGAUGUCAAUUAAGGCGGCAUUUAGCAACGUAGCAAAUCUGUUACUGGACUGGGAUGAUGUUCACAAUGAUGAUUUCUGUUCUUGGCGAGGCGUGUUCUGUGAUAAUUCCAGCUUCUCUGUUGUUUCUCUGAACUUAUCAAGUUUGAACUUGGGUGGGGAGAUUUCCCAAGCUAUUGGAGACCUGAGGAAUUUGCAGUAUAUAGACCUGCAGGGAAACAAGUUAACUGGUCAAAUUCCGGAUGAAAUUGGCAACUGUGUUUCUCUCACAAUACUGGACUUAUCAGAUAAUUUACUGAAUGGGGACAUACCAUUUUCAAUAUCUAAGCUUAAGCAACUUGAGUUGUUGAACUUGAAGAACAAUCAGUUGACUGGUCCCAUCCCUUCAACUUUGACACAGAUUCCUAACCUUAAAACUCUGGACCUGGCUCGAAACCAACUUGCUGGUGAGAUACCAAGAUUGAUUUAUUGGAAUGAAGUAUUGCAAUAUCUGGGCUUACGAGGCAAUUUAUUGACCGGAACCCUAUCCCCAGAUAUGUGCCAACUGACUGGCCUUUGGUAUUUCGAUGUGAGAGGCAAUAAGCUGACUGGAACAAUCCCUGAAAGUAUUGGUAAUUGUACAAGCUUUGAGAUCUUGGACAUUUCAUAUAAUGAGAUCUCCGGGGAGAUUCCUUACAAUAUUGGGUUUCUACAAGUGGCCACUCUAUCCCUUCAAGGAAAUAGGCUCACAGGAAAGAUUCCUGAGGUGAUAGGUCUAAUGCAAGCUCUUGCUGUAUUGGAUUUGAGCGAGAAUGAACUUGUUGGGCCAAUUCCACCAAUUUUUGGCAAUUUAACUUACACUGGAAAACUAUAUCUGCAUGGCAACAAGCUUACUGGACCCAUCCCCCCUGAGCUUGGGAAUAUGUCAAAGCUUAGCUAUUUGCAAUUAAAUGAUAAUCAAUUGGUUGGUGGAAUCCCUGCUGAACUUGGAAAACUUGAGCAGCUUUUUGAAUUGAACCUUGCCAAUAACAACUUGGAAGGACCUAUUCCUCAUAACAUAAGCUACUGCACGGCGUUAAAUCAACUCAAUGUGUACGGCAAUCGCUUAAGUGGUUCCAUUCCUCUGGGUUUCCGAAAUCUUGGAAGUCUGACUUACCUGAAUCUCUCGUCAAAUAAUUUCAAAGGAAGCAUUCCUAUUGAGUUGGGAGGGAUCAUCAAUCUUGAUACACUGGAUCUUUCAAAUAACAAUUUCUCGGGGGCUGUUCCUGCUGCUGUUGGUGACCUUGAGCACCUGCUCACACUGAAUCUGAGUCGUAAUCAUCUUGGUGGCCCACUUCCUGCAGAAUUUGGGAAUCUUAGAAGCAUACAGAUAAUUGAUAUGUCAUUCAACUACUUGUCCGGUCAUAUUCCUGAAGAGUUGGGGCAGUUGCAGAAUAUUGCAUCUCUGAUACUAAAUAACAACAAUCUGCAUGGACUCAUUCCUGAUCAGCUAACUAAUUGUUUCAGCCUUUCUGUCUUGAAUGUCUCCUACAACAACUUGUCAGGAGUUGUUCCUCCCAUUGGAAAUUUUUCACGGUUUACUCCCGACAGCUUCAUGGGAAAUCCAUUUCUAUGUGGGAACUGGUUGGGUUCUAUAUGUGAUCCGUAUGCACCUAGACCAAAAGUAAUUUUCUCAAGGAAAGUUGUGGUUUGCAUAACAUUGGGCUUUUUAAUGCUACUAGCUAUGGUAUUAGUAGCUGUAUACAGAUCAAAUCAACCGGAUCCCCUUGUGAAAGAAUCUAUGAAGAGCAUCCAAGGUCCUCCUAAGCUUGUCAUUCUUCACAUGGACAUGGCUAUUCACACCUAUGAAGACAUAAUGAGACUCACUGACAACUUGAGUGAGAAAUAUAUGGUAGGAUAUGGUGCUUCUAGCACUGUAUAUAAGUGUAUACUGAAGAACUCCCGGCCCAUUGCAAUUAAGCGGCUAUAUACCCAGCACCAACACAACUUGAGGGAGUUUGAGACUGAGCUUGAAACAAUUGGCAGCAUCAGGCACAGAAAUGUCGUCAGCUUGCAUGGUUAUGCACUGUCACCCUUUGGUAACCUACUCUUCUAUGACUACAUGGAAAAUGGUUCUCUUUGGGAUCUUCUUCAUGGACCUUCAAAGAAGGUAAAACUUGAUUGGGAUGCGCGGCUUAAAAUUGCUGUUGGGGCUGCUCAAGGUCUCGCAUAUCUUCAUCACGAUUGUAAUCCUAGAAUCAUCCACCGUGAUGUCAAGUCAUCAAACAUUCUGCUGGAUGACAACUUCGAGGCCCAUCUAUCUGAUUUUGGGAUUGCAAAAUCUAUUCCAAUAGCCAAGACUCAUGCAUCAACUUAUGUUGUUGGAACCAUUGGUUACAUUGACCCAGAGUAUGCCCGCACCUCUCGCCUAAACGUGAAAUCAGACGUUUAUAGUUUUGGCAUUGUGCUUUUGGAACUUCUCACAGGCAAAAAGGCAGUUGACAAUGAAGCCAACUUGCACCAGCUGAUAUUGAAAAAGGCGGAUGAUAACACGUUAAUGGAGGCUGUUGAUCCAGAGGUGACAAUCACUUGCGUGGAUUUAUCCCAUGUUAGGAAGACUUUCCAGCUUGCGUUGAUCUGCACAAAGCCUCAUCCAUCGGAGAGGCCAACGAUGCAUGAGGUUUCUAGGGUCUUGGUGUCAAUGCUUCCAUCUCCGCCGGCAGCCAAGCCAAGCGGGGCACCGUCUAAGACCAUCGACUAUGCUCAGUUUGUGAUCGAUAAAGAACGGGCCCAGCUGAAAACGCCACCGCAGAAGCAGCAGCAGCAGCAGCAAACCCAGGGCGAAAGCAAUUCCUCAGAUGCCCAGUGGUUGGUUAGGUUCGGCGAACUUGUCUCCAAGAAUACUCGUUAGAAAGGUCUGCGUUUAAUUUUUGCCAUUUGCCUUGGGGGUUGAAGAAUGGGAGCAGUGUUUGAAUGGAUGAGGUGGAUCCCAAAUUUUGGUUGUGUGGGGGUUUCUGUUCCAAUCUGGAGUUAGAUGCAUGUUCAACAACUUUGUUUUGAAAUAUGGUGUACAACUAAUUUGUAAGUUCUAAUAGAAAAUACUGAUCUGGGGGCGAGGAAUUUACCGUAGUAACCGUACGUUGUAUGUUCUCUCGACGCUUGAUUAGUUGAUACACUGGGAUCUUUGCUAACAUGAAGGGGGGGCCCUUUAGAUAGAUUUGUGUGGUUUUUGUUUGUAAUAUGCGGGCUCCUGAAAUUUAGAAAAAAUAGUGAUUAGUUUCAGGGUUUUAUGUUUAAGAAAACGGAAACCUAAUUAAAUAAAGUGGCGGACCGUGAA
Molecule: messenger RNA, 3642 nt
Organism: Diospyros lotus (date-plum)
Lineage: Eukaryota; Viridiplantae; Streptophyta; Magnoliopsida; Ericales; Ebenaceae
Product: LRR receptor-like serine/threonine-protein kinase ERL1
Exons: 27
Coding region: 220-3216 (998 amino acids)
Biological process (GO): protein phosphorylation
Molecular function (GO): protein kinase activity; ATP binding; receptor serine/threonine kinase binding
Source: RefSeq, a predicted model, not a curated record